Aspergillus ruber CBS 135680 is the source of this 924-nucleotide messenger RNA. RefSeq names its product putative Golgi matrix protein. The coding region runs from base 301 to 870 and encodes 189 amino acids. The transcript is spliced from 4 exons. The record is from RefSeq and is a predicted model, not a curated record. NCBI's taxonomy places the organism in Eukaryota, Fungi, Ascomycota, Eurotiomycetes, Eurotiales, Aspergillaceae.
AUGAACGUUGGCUCUUAGUCCAAUGGGCCUGGAAUUUUAAUAACAAAAAAUCCGCGUAAGGAGAACGCGGCCUGAAUCAUAGCCCAACUGAAUUUCUGCCAUAGUUUUUCAAUAUGGAGAAUGCGGACGGGAAGCAACCAGCCACGCUAGUGAUGUUGUUGACAGGCGGGAGAGUAUUUCGUAACCAUCGCCCGCCCAUGACAACAGGAGCCGUUCCCGAAUCCGAAACCCGACCCAAUAUCUUUCUCGACCGAGUGUGAAAAGGGCAAGAAGAAAAAACAGAAAGGAAAGAAAACAAACAUGCCUGAAGGCGCGAAGUCGAAGAAGAACAGAAAGAACAAAGCUGCUGCGAAGGCAAAGGAAGAAGCAGAAGACCAGAAUACAGAAAAUGGACACCUAGAAGAGAAUACAGAAAGACAAUCUGAUGACGAGGCACCGGCGUCGAAUGGUACGCCAGCUAAUUCGAUAAACGGGAAUUUUGUCAACAACAUAGCGACCGAAAAGACUGCGAGCAACGAAAACGAUAGAGACGAUGGCUCCGAUGGAGAGUCUGCCGCUACGACCAAAAAUGAUACCCAGCAGCAGGCCAAAAGCGACGCUGAACCACCGGUGCUUGAUGCACAAUCCAAAGACCGUUUUGAUGCGCUUGUGCGAGAUCGCGAUUCAUUGCGGGCAGAGGUGACCGGUAUGCGCAAGUCUCUGGAGGAAAUACAAUCCAAGCAUCGGGCAGACAUGGAAGCACUACAACAAAGGGUAGAUGAUGCCGAAAGUAAGAAGGGACAGGCAGAAACGCAAUACCAGAAGUUACUGGAGAGGGUCAAUACGAUCAAGGCCCAACUAGGGGAAAGACUCAAGGAGGAUGCUGUAUAAAUCGCCCAGGCAAGGUCACAAAUUGAAGAUCUCGAGGAGCAGAACUCCAAUCUC